Messenger RNA from Aphidius gifuensis, 2520 nucleotides. It is a transcript of the gene ewg, whose product is annotated as DNA-binding protein Ewg. The record is from RefSeq and is a predicted model, not a curated record. Lineage: Eukaryota; Metazoa; Arthropoda; Insecta; Hymenoptera; Braconidae. Gene Ontology annotation, cellular component: nucleus. Gene Ontology annotation, biological process: regulation of transcription by RNA polymerase II. Gene Ontology annotation, molecular function: RNA polymerase II cis-regulatory region sequence-specific DNA binding; DNA-binding transcription factor activity, RNA polymerase II-specific. The coding region runs from base 306 to 1751 and encodes 481 amino acids. The transcript has 8 exons.
GUGGUGGUGUUGGUGGAUUUAAGGAUAAAUUGACAUGGUGUUGUCCAUGGAAUCUGUUGUGCGCGUUUUUGUGGCGGGACGCCAAAUAUAUUGUUGUAAAACAUUGACACGGUGAUGGUGAUGAAGUAUCACCGGUCAACUUUAAUGCUGUUAUACUGAAGAGAUAUAAAUAUAUCACACAAGAGAGAGAGAUUAAAUACUAUAUACAUAAAUAUAUAUUUAAUAUUAAAAAUAAUAUAAAUAAAUAAUAGCUAAGAUUGUUGAUAAAUCAACAAUAAAUAAUAAUUGGUAAGUGAAGAAAGGGAAUGGUUUCAUUGCCGAGUACUGAAACUGGAACAAUGGACCGAAUUGAAAGACUAUCUGAUGAUGAUGAUGACACCCAGACGAGUGGAUCAGAGGCAUAUGAAGAGGGUGAUCUUCUUGCAUCAGCAAUGGAUGAUGACGUGACGGCCCAACUCGCCGCUGCAGGACCAAUUGGUGUUGCUGCAGCUGCUGCAAUAGUAUCAGCUAAAAAAAGAAAAAGACCACACAGUUUUGAAACAAAUCCUAGUAUCAGAAAGAGACAACAAAACAGACUUUUAAGAAAACUCCGGCAAACAAUAGAUGAAUUUGCAACAAGAGUUGGUCAACAAGCAGUAGUAUUAGUUGCAACACCUGGUAAACCAAAUAGUAGUUACAAAGUAUUUGGAGCAAAACCACUUGAAGAUGUAGUUAAAAAUUUAAGAGCAGCAAUUAUGGAAGAACUUGAAAGUGCAUUAGCACAACAAGCACCACCACCAGUACAAGAUGAUCCAUCAUUAUAUGAAUUACCACCACUAAUUAUUGAUGGUAUACCAACACCAGUUGAAAAAAUGACACAAGCACAAUUGCGAGCAUUUAUACCAUUGAUGUUAAAAUAUUCAACUGGAAGAGGUAAACCAGGAUGGGGUCGUGAAAGUACAAGACCACCAUGGUGGCCAAAAGAAUUACCAUGGGCAAAUGUUCGUAUGGAUGCACGUUCUGAAGAUGAUAAGCAAAAGAUUUCAUGGACACAUGCAUUAAGACAAAUAGUUAUUAAUUGUUAUAAACAUCAUGGAAGAGAUGAUCUGUUGCCAGCAUUUAUUGAAGAUGAUGAUAAAGGAAGCAUAACAAUCAUUCAACAAACACCACAUUCAUCAAAUUCAUCACCAAAUGAUGGACAAUGUGGUCAAUUACAACAACAACAGCAACAACAACAGCAGCAACAACAGCAACAACAGCAGCAACAACAACAACAGCAAACGGUGGGAGUUGUUCAUUUGUGUACAAAUGAAUCAUCUAAGGGAAACUCAUCACCACAGCAUAUACUUGCUGCAUCACCUACGGCUCUUGCCACUGCCACUCAGAUGUCAGGGUAUCCAACAACUGUUCUUCAAACAAUAACAAAUGCAGAUGGAAGUGUAUCAAUUAUUCAAAUGGAUUCAAGUAAUUCAAUAAUAACAUUACCAGAUGGUAGUACUGCCCAAGUACAAGGAGUUGCACAUAUUCAUACGAGUCAAGGUGAUGUUGGAACACUUACUGAAGUUAGUGGACCUGAUGGUACAAGUGUUGCUGUUGAUCUUAAUAAUGUUACUGAGGCAACAUUAGGACAAGAUGGCCAAAUCAUCUUAACUGGUGAAGAUGGACACGGAUAUCCAGUGUCAGUUUCAGGAGUUAUAACAGUACCAGUAUCAGCAAGUAUGUAUCAAACAAUGGUGGCAAAUAUACAAAGUGAUGGAACAAUGGUACGGUAAUAUACAAAGGGAUGUGAAACAAUGUAACAAUGAUCAAUGCUAAUGGUGAACAUCAAGUACUACAAGUUAUAUCACUUAAAGAUGCAAAUGCACUUACAAAAGCAAUGCAAGGUGAAAUGAUUAAAGAUGAAGAUAGUCAACAGCAUCAAACACUUUCUAGCCCAGAACAAAUUAAUUAAAUAUAUAUAUAAAUUAAUUAAUUUAUUAAUAUUAAAAUAUAUUAUAUAUAUAUUUUAUUUAUUUUUUCUUAAUUAUAAAACAAACAAAAAAAACUAAAAAACAAACAAACAAACAAAAAAAGUAAUAUUUUGUUUUGUAAAGAGGAAAAAUUUUUUUUUUUUGUUUUCUUUCUUAUUCAGGUUGUUUAGAUUAUCUAGUCCAAUAGUGAUACAACUUGAUCCAAUUGAUACAACACAUUUUUAAUGGGAAGCCAUUAAUCAGUUUAAAAAAAAAAAAAACAAAAAAACAUUGACAAAAGUAAGAAGACAAGAACAAUUUGUUGUUUUUUUUUUUUUUUUUUUUUGAUAAAUAAAAGUGAGUGGGUGUGUAUGUGUGUGUGUGUGGUCAAUUUUUGCUGAUAAUAUAAUAUAAAAUUAUAAAUAAUUAGAAAAUGUAUUAUGUGUGUUAAAUGAAGAUGACUAAAUUAAUUUCAUUGAAUAAUCAUUUUUUUAAGUCUAGACAAUGAUGAUUCAUAGAUAAUUGAUUUUAAUAUUAUUUUUUAUUUAUAAUUAAAUUGUUAAAUUAAUUUAACAGUUAGGAAAUAUUUUAA